Scylla paramamosain (green mud crab) is the source of this 1197-nucleotide messenger RNA. RefSeq lists its product as uncharacterized. Gene Ontology annotation, biological process: N-acetylglucosamine metabolic process; sulfur compound metabolic process. The coding region runs from base 1 to 1197 and encodes 398 amino acids. Gene Ontology annotation, molecular function: N-acetylglucosamine 6-O-sulfotransferase activity. The record is from RefSeq and is a predicted model, not a curated record. The transcript has 3 exons. NCBI's taxonomy places the organism in Eukaryota, Metazoa, Arthropoda, Malacostraca, Decapoda, Portunidae.
AUGGUGCGCUUGGGAAAGAUGAGUUACGCACCACAGCUGGGAAUGGCGCAGAAGCUGUGCAUUGGUGAUGGUGAGCAGAAGGCGGCUGGUGCAGUGCGGCGUCCUCGGGAUCGUCGUGUCCCUCGCGGCGUGCUGUGUGAUGUGGCUGAGAGGCGGCAAGUGUGCGUGCGUCCCGUGGUGUGUGAGACGAUAGUGAUUCAUGAGGAGCACGUGGGCAGGGUGCACCCUGGUCAGUAUUCCGUCCUGGUUAGCCCAGCAGACGAGGCGAACUGGAAAAAAAAAGUGGUGGAAGUGGUGGUGGUCAGUUCUCUCCCUCGCAGCGGGUCGACACUUCUGGCUCAGGUCAUCGCUGCCGCCAACAACUCCGUGCUGUUCUUUGAGCCGCUCGCCCGCUACCAAAAGGUGCCUUGCUUCAAAAAUGGCUCCUGCAUCACUGACUUCGUGUCAAGUCUUUUCUACUGUACAUUUGACGAUAAGUUUGAUGUUUGGCUGAAGGGAAAAGGCCUUUUUAUCGGAUACUACCACCCUUCCGUGGACCGAUGCUUUCAGUGGCCCAGGGAGGGCAGCAGUACCUGCAGGCGGCGGCUUGACCUGAGGGCUCUGUGUCGUGGCGCCAGUGUCAAGGUGGUCAAGGUGAUAAGGUCAAGGCUAGCAUGGCUGGCGGCGCUUCUAAACAGGUCUAACGUUAAGAUAAUCUACCUCACACGUGACCCUCGAGCCUCCCUGGCGUCGAUCAACAGGAUGGGAUGGGACAGCCUUCCUUCCCGCCGAUGCGCCGCCCUCACCGCUGAUCUCGACGCAUACACCUCCUUGCGAGUCAGUCAUCCCGACAGGAUCACUCGCUUGAGUCUGGAGGAAUUCUCCCGUAAUCCUAUCCACACGACACAAAGAAUUUUCGAUUUCCUCCUCGGCAGUUCGGUGCUUAAUGACUCGGUCCGAAGGUUCCUGUGGGAGCACACCAACACUUCCCGUUCCUGGCCCAAUGACGGCAACAUGGACACACACCGCAGCAGUAUGCGGGAAGUGGAGGCGUGGCGGGGGAGCGUGACGCGGAGCCAGCUGCGGGAGGUGGAGGCUGAGCCAGCCUGCCGGGCUGCCAUCACGCGCCUCGGCCACGCACUCUUCAACACUCUAGAGAACGCGAGAAACUCCAGCAUAAGUCUUCACUUGAAGACAACAACAGUGCCAAAUGUUUAG